AUGGCGUUGAGUUGUCUCUCUUGCUUUGCGGCAAGCAACUUGAUUUUACUGAUAACUGGAGGGUUAUCUUUGCCUUUGUACUUUUCAUAUUUUGGUUCCGAAGCAGCAACAAGAUUUUCUUUGCUUCUUUGUUUACAUUCUGUCCUACUUGCGGCAAUACCAAGGGUUUUGGUGAGUAUUAUAUUCCCGUCCGGCGGUUUUUAAAUUUUAGGUAGCCAGAAGUAGUACCCCUCCUAUUCAUAGUAAAGUAAGCUAACUCUUAAACUGGUCGGCCUGAAACUUUAAUAUGCCCUUCAGGAAACCUUCGGGAAGAAAUUUUGGACUGUUCAAGUUUCCAUUCCUGUGCUUUUACAGUUCCUUCUAUGUUAUAGUUAUUAUGAUAGAAGAAACCCCGGGUAUCCGAUCGAUAAAAUCGAUAAUCGAUGACAGUCGAAAUCAAUCAAUACCAAUCGAUAUCAGUAAAUCGAUUGAUUUUGAUAAUUGAUGACCAGUCGAUGGCUAAGAUUCGUCGGGUUAUCGAUUGGUGUCGAUUUUCAAUAACAAUCGAUAAAUAAAUUGGUAUCUAUUGGUUGCAGAUUGACACAGAAAUAUUUGCAAGUACUGGCCAAAGGGGAUCCACAAGCUCGGACUGUAGGCGGCCGAGCUGUCCACGAUGGUUAACAACUUAAAAGGCGUUUCCGCGUUCUCCCCUCCUCUUGUUAGCAGUAAACACUUUGCCGGCGUUCACCUCAAAACGGCAAAGGUGAUAGCCUCUGACGAUGCACCUUAUAUUCAGUAAAGCCUCUUCCCGGACUUCUUGGGUAGACAUGAUGACAUGGAAAGGCAGUGACGGGCAAGUGGGUGAUUCAAGUACUUGUGCAACGGGGUAUAUUCUUUGCAUUGAGAUGACUGGGUCAGAAUUGUAUACCAAUUUCUUCCCCAGGUCUUCCUAGAAAUAGCGGAUGAUUGGACAGGUAGCGUGCGAGACGUCUGUGCGAGGUUGCCAUGUUAAUCAAUAGUAAUCAAUGAAACGUUUUUGUGUGGUUAUUGAUUGAUCAUCAUUGACCAAUACCAAUCCAUACCAAUUAAUAAUUAAUUUUAUCGAUUGAUAUGGAUUGAUCGUUUGGUUUUCCGAUCAUCUAUUUCCAUCAAUCGGGUGCCCCAGGAUUGAAACAGGUAACAAGUAGGUUCGCCUACCAUCUCGAUCUCUGCCAGCACGUUAUUUAACCACUAGGUUCUUACACGUGGGUUUUAACUAACUUUAGUACAAUAUCAGUGCCACUGUUAAGCAUCAAUAAAUAACCUUAACUUGACAGAAAUCUGCUUUACCAAUGCUGCAGUUGUUGUUGUUUGUUACCCUUCUGCUUCUUCCAUUCAACGUGACUCCACAUUUGAUUGUCUGGAGUUAUCAGAAGAUUCUUCAUCUGUCAGAGUCUGCUUUUUUGCUGACUGAAGCUGUGUUGUCAGUGUUGGUGGUGAUGUUUGUAAGCCAGUCUAUUGUGAAUGAGAUUGAAGAACACCCAGUUUUAGUCAAGGUAAAAGGUAACAUAGGAAGUAAAGUGUGCACUCUGAUUGGCCGAUGAUCUUUUUAUUAUUUCCCAAUGGGUAACUACACUAGUGAAGGCCAACCGCCAUCCUCGAGGCAGUAUCAGUAUGUAUCAACUUUUAUGCACAAAUAUUUUUAAAAAUUUUUUGUGGAACCUAUGUUAGAUGAAUAUCCAGGAUAACAAUAAAAAAGGUUUUAAAAGAUAAGUUAUAAAUAUUAUUACCUUCAAACAGAAAACCUUUGAUACAUUAGUAAAUGCCAUGUGGUCUACGUAAUUUUGCUGUUCUUUACAUGGUCUGAAAUGGAUAAACAAAACCCAAGCUGGAAAGACCACAAUGCAUUUAUUUGGAUGAAAGCUUUUGUUAAUUUGUCAUGAAGCUGCAUUUGCACUACAGUCUACUGACAUGUCAUGCCUGCACUGAAGUAAUUUAUAUUCUAAAAAUAAAUGUUAUUGUUUAAUUUAGAAAAAAACGUCAGUUUUAGUAAUUUUUUUUUUUUGCGUAGUCUAGUAUCCUAACCAUCUCAGGAGUUGCAUAUUUUCUGUCAAUGUUCCUUGGUUACAAUCUGUUUGCUGAUAUUCACACCACAGAUAUGGAAGCCUGGUAAGAAAGUCUCUGACUCUCAGAUUUUUUUUCACUUAUGAAUGGUGUUUGCAAUAACCACGCAUACAUUUAGAAUUAACACAUUAGGAGCCAAUCAAUAUAGUUCAGUUUUAAAUUAUUAUCAAAAUUCAUUCUUGGCUCUGAGCAGGCUUUUAGCCAGACAUUGAAAACUGGUUGUGCAGAGGCCUGUUUUCCCAUAAAAUUAUAAGAGAUUAGGUGAAUUUUCCUCCUAUUUCUUCCAAAAAUGGGCGUCCAUAGGAUAGCUGGACACCCUUCUGGCUAAAACCUUGGCUCUGAGGCCGAAGGGAUUUGAACAAAAGAGGUGAAUUAUUAAACCUGGAAUUUAAUUGAGACCAUUAUGCACCUUGUCUACCCCCGAAAAUUUUACAUAGGAAUUGUUUUCAAUUCCCCCUGGGUAUUACAGUCAUCUCAAGAGAAAUUUUGGGGGGUAAACAAGAUGCAUUUUGGUCAAUGUGAGAAUGGUGACUAGCCCAUUUUUUGCUUUACUCCUCAGCCUCAGAGCCAAGAAUGAAUUUUGAGAAUUCAAAACUGGCCUAUUGAAGAACAAUGAAACUUCUUGUUCUGUUCAGGGUUGCCAUUAAGGGCCAAGGGCUGGGGACUGGGUAAUUUCCGUGGCUAACAUGAAUGCGACCCUUGCAUACUUUCCUGAGAGAAUAGAAGAAAAAUAUAACCACUAGAAAGCUCUGCCUAUUGCUGACACCAGCUGCUGUAUUUCUAGUUUGUGCCAUAGUGUUUGCCUUCACGGGUUCAACUUCUUCACAGUAAUUUUCCUUUUUGAUUGAUUUUCACGUUUUAAACUUACCGGUAAGUUAACAUGCAAAAAUCAAUCAAAAAGAAAAAUUAUUGUGAAAUAGUUGAACCAAUACAAUGAAGGCAAACACUAUGGCACAAACCAGAAAUACAGCGACUGUAGGCAAUAGGCAGAGCUUUCUUUUGGUUAAUAUAUUUUUCUUCUAUUUUCUCAGGAAAGUAUGCGGAAAGUAUGCCAUAAGGGCAAACGUGCACAUUCUACUGUUAAUCAUUUUAUUGGUCAAAAUGAGUUCAUCAUCGACAUUUUUUUUUGUUUUAUCACUCAAUUUCUUGCAGGCAUAUUUAUGAAAAUUAAUGUACUCUGUUACAUCAAUAUACUCUAUUGCAGGGUAGGAGGAAUUGCAGUUGUACUGUCUGUUCUUGUGUUUUUCAUUUGUUUGCAGAGGGAGGAAGGUAUGAAUCUUUUGUAGUUUGCAGGAAAUUAGUCCACUCUAACUAUUAUACAUACCUUCAACAUGGACAGCUAUAUAAAGCAUUGCCUGCCGGGUAUCUCAAUAUUUUAUAUCUGAAUUUGAUUAACUCCAUGAUUUAAUUUUUUAGUGUGGACAAAAGCAUGGUGAUCAGUGCUUUCUAAUAAAACGUUGGUAUGAAGCAAUUAAUUAAUAGAUUUUUGUGAUUUUUUUUUUCGGGUGGGGAGGGUGUGGUCAAAUAAUGUUUAUUGUUUUAUUUGAUUAUUAAGUAUUCCUUGUAGGAAUUAUCUCUGAUGCUGCAGUCAUUAGUCUUGUUAUGAUGUUUAUAUCUUGGGCAAUAAAGCAAGAAAGGUUAAUGCAAGAAAAUUCCCUGGAUGCACCAACACAAUGGCUUUAGUAAGUAAAUCCACAUUUUAUAUCACUAUCAAACAAAUAUUUACCCAGGAGGCACGCUGUUACAAAAUCCUUCCUCCAGCCCUUUACCAGGACAGGUUGAAUACGAUCACCUGACAAAAUUCGAUCUCAAGAGAAUGGUUUCCAUUCACUCCCAAAGCUUAUGCGCACUGAACCUUGUAUUGAUAAAAUUCAAUCUAACUGAAAUUAAUGACCUUUAUAUUGAAAGUGCAAAUGAAAUUUGAAAUAGAACAUUACUUUAAAAACUUUCUGGCGUCUGUCUGUCUGUUCCCAACUUAACGGGAUCCCGUUCAAAAUAAGGUAAAAAUUUAAAAAAUUGGCGUUCAGCAGAAAGAAAAGCAAUAUGUUAUAGAGAGGAAAUCAGUGUGCCUACAAGAAGUUUUCAUUUUGCAGUGAAAAUAAAUUGACACGAGUCGAAGCUUAAAGAGGAAAAAUUGGGGGACUUUAGUUCACGAUCAUUCAUUCCAAUUAACAGUGGUUCCUAAAAAUAAUAACGAUUUUCUUUCAUUUUUAUUUUUAAACCAGUUCAUUCACGGGCAACCGUUCAUUCCUUAGUCUGUUUCUGUCAAUGGCCACAGCGAGCUUAGGUAAGUACUCUGUUGAGCUUUUAAUUGAUUUUUAGUUCAAUCGUGUAUGGUCCUUGUUUUUGUUUGAGAUGGUUCAUGUGCAUGAUUUGGUAUGCUCCAUUGUACAGAUGAACCGCCCGAUGUGCGAUCACCUCUCCUGAUCGAGCAUACAUUGCAGAAAAAUUCGUUCACUUCAAGUACAGUUUGCGCGUGAAAGUUGUGGGUGAAUAUUUUUCGUUCUUUAAGCCAAGAACGGGGAACUCAGUAUUUUACACCUUGACUGAAUAAACUUGUAUCGGAACGACUUGCACAGUCGAAACGACCGGUAACCUCCAGAAAGCCAAAACCUUCAUACAUAAGUUGCAGUAUUACUUGCAAAAAGUAACUUAUUCUACCCAUUGCAGCACUUACAGUUUGUACCGAAACUCCUGAAACGGUAAAGGGUCAUUUCACCCCAGUUACUUAGCCCCUUAUUUUCUAGUCAUUUAAAUGUGUAAUACAUUUCGUUCUUGAAGCGAUGUUAAAGGUUACUUAGGGGGCUGCUUAAAUAACCGGGGCGAAAAGACCGUCAAGAUGUUCUUUUUAAAGGAUGCAGUCACUGAUCUCAUUGCAACUUUGCUUGGAGCGGAGUUAAGAGGCUUUCAUUCAUUUCAGAAGCUAAUACAGGUAAUUUUUUUUGUAGAACACAUGUCCCGUGCUCAAAGGAUAAUAUCUAUUUUCCUAUCACCCACAUGUCUACUGUUUGCUUUGGUGAGAGUCGCAAGUGUUCUUGCUUUGGUAGCAGCCGUUCAACUUUCCUACUCUCAGAAGGUAUAAAACUGUGUGAAAAUGAAUAAUGAUUACGUUCAAAGAGUUAAUAGUUUUACAGCAUUCCACCCAUAUGCUAUAGCGCGAUCUUUAGUCGAGUGUCUUUAACUGAUUGUUUUUCUCGCCGUUCUUCUUCACUAAAUAGGUUGUGUUGCGAAAAAUCGAAGAGAAAGAGAAACGGAAAAAUCAGUUUCGUGAGGGAGGAAAACGGCUUAACGACAGCGCCCAGUGACGCGAUAAGCUGAACGAAAGCAAGACCUUAAUCACAGCCAAAAUGAUCUUAACAGUAUUUUGAAAAAAAUGGGUUAUUUCCACUCGAGUCUGUUGUAGUUUGUAAUUGCGUGUAAAUUUUCGGUUAAUACCCAGUCCCUCUGAUUGCCCGGCUUGUUCCUUCGGAUACGAAACCGAAAUGCAUAGUCGUAAAGGCCUGGGAAAACUCCUUUGAGACUUCCGUCUGCUUUUUUGACGUUCUCGUUGCCGUCGCCGUCGUCGUCGUCGUUUCUUAGGGUGUGGUAAAACGGGCAGCAAAAACGUGCAACUUGUUUUGCAACAUUGCUGCAAAACGAGUUGAAUAGCGAUGUUGCGCGUUUUACCACCCACGAUCAAACCGGUCUUGCAACAAAUCUGGUUAAUGCAGGUUGCGAAACGUUGUUGCAGGAAGAAGAGAGUAGUUUACUUUUUGCAACAAAAUCUGUCAGCCCAUGUUGCGCGUUUUACCGGCCUAAGGCAAACUUGUUUUUCAGGAAGUGUUGUAACCCACGUGUUUGUCGUGACUUCCGCGUAAUUUUAUCCAAUCAAAAGUCAUAUUCAUGUGUCUUGCAACAAUUGUAAGACAGGUUGAACAUGUGUGGUGAAACGUGCGUCGUUGCUCUUCAACUCAUUUUGCAGCAAAGUUGCACGUGUUUCUUGUCUGUUUUACCGUAGCUUUAAGUUCCCUAAUGACCGAGCACGUAAAAUCAUGGACAAAAGUCUUGGCACACUUUUGCGUUUCUGGGGCGUUUUCUAAUUCACACAGGUCCAACCCCUCCCCUCACACCACAAACCAUGUUGGACGCGUGCAUCCAGAAUUUUUUUCCGAGUUUCAACUCUGUAUAGGGUUGGGGGAGGGAGAACUGCAAGAAAAUUUCGAAAAGAAUGCACUGUUUUAACAGGGAACCGAGAAAUGACCAAAAAAUAUGAAUAUUACAGUACUGUCUCAGGGACUUUUGUCUAGGAUUGUAGCUCAAGGUCAUUACUUUGAAGAUGAUCGAGGAGAGGAGCGAAGGCUUUUUCUGAUUGAAUGCACCUCUAUUGUUUUAGAACUAGCUAGUCAUUGUUUAAUUCACUGAACUGAAACAGUUAGUCAUCAUUCCCGAUAGUAACUUCUUGCUCCAGUUCAGUGACCUUAUCCUCAAUGUUUUGAAAAUAAAUCCUCAAUGUUUUGAAAAUAAUAACCAAGAGAGAAUAGCUCAUUCUCCCUUGUAAUAACCUGUUCAAAGCGAUUGAAAGGUGCAUCAACUAUACGUACUGCUGCUAAAAGUUACUUCGUCACAAACCAGUCGGUUUGAUACUGAUGACAGUUUCGUAUUUUGUUUAAGGAUGAAGAAUGCAGCACAUUGUGCGAAGAAGAACCAAGAAUUUACAGAGGUUUCCGUCCUCUUUACCUUCGUUUGAUCAUAAUCUUUGUGUACACUGAAGUGGUAGUUCGCACUAUAGACUCUGCAACUUCGUAUAACGCUCACGAUAUCGCCAACAGAUCUUCCAACAGAGAUGUAUUACCAAUGUUAACAGGCAUCAAAGUCUGGCGAAUUAUACAGCUUUUAACAGUUACAAUUACCUACCUCUACCAGCUAUUCAAGCAAGCGGACUAAAAAAUGAGAUGCACUCUUCAAAGUGUUAUUGGGGGCGCUCUGGCGGCUUAUGCUAAAUCAUGAAUCAUCAUAUGCUACCAUUAUUAUGAACGUUAACGAUAUUUUCGUUUGACAUCAGUAUGACCAUUAUCCUGUUCAAAACGGUGACCAACCUGGGGAUGGUUGAACGGUCGCAUGUCUAUAAAGUCUGUGUAGUUUGCUUGUGGUGGCUAUUCCAAAAAAGCUCCCUGCUUCUCGGCGACCUAUAAAGGUGACCAAAGAGCAACUAAUCGGGAAGGAAUAUCAGAUCCACGAACGAAAUCAUUGCCAUCGUUAUCAUUACAGGCCGUAUAAAACUUGGAUGCCUUGAACAAGAGAGGAAGAAGCUUAACCGUGGUCUGAACUGCAGGAUUCCUAGCCGUUUGCAUUGUUUUGCUCUCGCCGAUUACGGUACAGAACACCGUUGCGUUGCAGAAAGUUUUCUUCGCUUUUAUAUUGUUUUUUUGAGUGGGUAUUGUUCAUUUUCUUGUCUUCCGUUACUGCGUUUACAGUUUCUAUAGAAACUGAAACACUACGCGGCCAUUUUCGCAAAGGUAACCCAGGCUCUGUGAUAGUGCCACUGGUCGAUUCCUGUAAAAUUACCGUGUUUGUAUGGGGUAAAGUUGCGCUCCUAAAAUCUGUAGGAAAUAAAAGUCACUGAC
Molecule: messenger RNA, 7685 nt
Organism: Porites lobata
Lineage: Eukaryota; Metazoa; Cnidaria; Anthozoa; Scleractinia; Poritidae
Source: the annotation of a GenBank genome assembly